This is a messenger RNA of Tremella mesenterica DSM 1558, 1296 nucleotides long. RefSeq lists its product as uncharacterized. The transcript is spliced from 4 exons. Bases 1 to 1296 code for a protein of 431 amino acids. NCBI's taxonomy places the organism in Eukaryota, Fungi, Basidiomycota, Tremellomycetes, Tremellales, Tremellaceae. The record is from RefSeq and is a predicted model, not a curated record.
AUGUCACACCUACAACUCCUCCUGAUGCAGCUCCACGUCCCCCUCCGGCUGCCCAUCCACCCCGUAUCAGUCGACAUGAGGGACAAACUCGAUGCCAAAAGUGCAAAAUAUGGAAGGAUAAGGUGGAGUUUUCCAAAGAGGACAGCAAUUUGGCUCCCUACAAGACCUGCAGUACUUGUCGAGAGGCGUCAAGGGCUGCAUAUCACCGUCACCUGCACAUACUGCAAAGAAAGAUGGUUUGGAAUGCAGGUGGAGGGAGGACGUCGCACACGUUGCCGAGCAAAUCCAGCAAAAUGGACUGCAGAGAAUAACAUGGACCCAGGCAAGUCACUUCAAGAACUGUGCCAGGACGCAGGAAUGGUUGUCCCGGAAACUCCUUCCCAAGUGGAGGAGAUGUUGCUAUCACCAUACCAUGUUCUACUACAAACAUGGCGUGUUGGAGGUGGUCAGACAAAGUACGGUGGUCAUACCUGUCUUUAUGUUCACGAUCGUGGCCGCUUUCUCUCUCGUCUCCCUCUCACUGUCACGGAGCUAGACAUCUUGAUCAUCAAACCACCUACCCAUCAAUCCCAUCCACACGACUCAAGUGAGGAAUUCUCCCGCCGCCCAGAAUUCCAGGUCAAACGCUCCCGUAUACUUGCAAACCUGCAUGCACUCCAACGAUUCCAUCCAGAUUACAGGAACAUACAGAUUGACUGGGAUGCUCUCAACCAACUCCCUAUCAACGGAUCAGUCCUCCAUCAGCUGCGGUCUGUGGUAGUUGACAAUACUCCGGACACCCCGGUCAACCCUCACCCUGGACCAUCAGAUGAAGAGUUGCCUGAGGAGGAUUCAAUCACUGAAGGUGUCAUCCCCAACCUUGGUGAGGUGGAUAAUGUCAUUGAGGAUGUGCGUGAGGCUCUCAAUGAAGUCGCUGGAAACGCUCCCAUGGCAUUGCCUCUUGUCCUCACUGGUCCAAUGCUACAAUCAACACCAGUCAAUGAGCAUGAUAUCAGUAACCCGUUCUUGACAAGGGCAUUCCCCUUCCUCUUUCCUACUGGGCAAGCAGACCUCAAUCAACCUCGGUCUAUCAAAGUACGAGAUGCCGACUACUUCAGACAUCUUCUGAGGUACAAGGAUGGACGUUUUGCACAGCAUCCUCGAUUUCGGUAUUAUGCGUUCAAUUGUGUCAUGCGCUGGCGAGCCAAACGUCUCUCUGGCUUCUAUGUCAGCCGCAACGAUGAGGAUCGGGCACUUUCAGCUGCAGAUAUAGCUGCCAUGCUGAGAAGAUCGCUGAAGUUCUUCAGCGAUCCUUGA